AUGAAUCUAUUCUCACUCAAGCAGGCGCCCAAGGAGAUGUUGAGGGCCUACAUUAAGCGAUUUAAUCAAAUCGCCAUGGAUGUCCCCUCGGCCACUCCAGAGAUUUUGGUGGAAGGGGCUGCUGCAGAGGGAGGAAGAACUCCCUGCAUCUGGGACACCUUUGCACACGAAGGGAGAAUAGAGGACAAAAGAACUGGAGACAUAGCAGCUGAUCAGUAUCACAAGUACAAGGAAGAUGUGAAGUUGAUACAUGACAUGGGCCUGGAUGCCUACAGAUUCUCUAUCUCCUGGAGCAGAGUCAUUCCUAAUGGUAGAGGGCCAGUUAAUCCAGAAGGGGUGCAGUAUUAUAAUAACUUGAUCAAUGAAUUCAAGAAAUAUGGAAUUGAACCUCAUGUCACUCUUCUUCACUUUGACCUCCCCCAAUCUUUGGAAGAUGAAUAUUCUGGACUCUUGAGCCCAAAGAUUGUAGAGGACUUCACUGCUUAUGCUGAUGUGUGCUUUAGAGAGUUUGGGGAUAGAGUGAAAUACUGGAUCACUGUCAAUGAGCCAAACAUUGAACCCAUCCUUGGCCAUGAUCUAGGAAUAUUUCCACCAAAUCACUGCUCUUCCUCCUUGGCCUCUUCCCUUGGCCUCAAUUGCAGCAAAGGGAAUUCAUCUGUUGAACCAUAUGUAGCUGGUCAUAACCUUUUGCUUUCCCAUGCAUCAGCAGUCUCCCUAUACAGAAAGAAAUAUCAGCCAAAUCAAGGGGGAUAUAUUGGAAUUACCUUACUAGGGAUCUGGUUUGAGCCAGCUACAAGAUUACCAGAUGAUAUAGCAGCAGUUAAUAGAGCACUCGAUUUUCUAAUAGGCUGGUGA
This is a messenger RNA of Zingiber officinale, 855 nucleotides long. RefSeq names its product beta-glucosidase 31-like. The transcript is spliced from 8 exons. Gene Ontology annotation, molecular function: beta-glucosidase activity. The record is from RefSeq and is a predicted model, not a curated record. Lineage: Eukaryota; Viridiplantae; Streptophyta; Magnoliopsida; Zingiberales; Zingiberaceae. Bases 1 to 855 code for a protein of 284 amino acids. Gene Ontology annotation, biological process: carbohydrate metabolic process.